GGAACCCUUAUAAGCUUUAGAGCUUGUGCCACCAUGGCAGCAGCUGCCUGGGGCACUGGGGCUCUCAAUGCUCUGCUACUCACUGCUAAUGCAUUUUCACUGCCUUUCUGCCAUGGCAAUGUUGUGAAUCAGUUCUUCUGUGAAAUCCCCCACAUUCUCAAGCUCUCCUGCUCGAAUUCUUAUCUCAGGGAAGAUGGUCUUGUAAUGUUUAGUGCCUUAUUUUUUUUCUCUUGUUUUAUAUUCAUUGUUGUGUCCUAUGUGCAGAUUUUCAGGGCCGUGCUGAGGAUGCCCUCUGAGCAGGGACGGCACAAAGCCUUCUCCAUGUGCCUCCCUCACCUGGCUGUGGUCUCCUUGUUUCUCAGCACUGCCAUGAUUGCCUAUUUGAAGCCCCCCUCCAUCUCUUCCCCAUCCCUGGACCUGGUGGUGUCAUUUCUGUACUCAGUGGUACCUCCAGUAAUGAACCCCCUCAUCUACAGCAUGAGGAACCAGGAUCUCAAGGAUGCUCUGUGGAAACUGAUGAACAAAUGUGUUUUGAAAACAAUGAACUGCCCACAUAUUUAUAUUGAAGAGUUGCAAUGCAGAUUUUAA
Molecule: messenger RNA, 588 nt
Organism: Lagopus leucura (white-tailed ptarmigan)
Lineage: Eukaryota; Metazoa; Chordata; Aves; Galliformes; Phasianidae
Product: olfactory receptor 14J1-like
Exons: 1
Biological process (GO): G protein-coupled receptor signaling pathway
Cellular component (GO): membrane
Molecular function (GO): olfactory receptor activity
Source: RefSeq, a predicted model, not a curated record